Punica granatum (pomegranate) is the source of this 2292-nucleotide messenger RNA. The record is from RefSeq and is a predicted model, not a curated record. Lineage: Eukaryota; Viridiplantae; Streptophyta; Magnoliopsida; Myrtales; Lythraceae.
UCAUUCAUCUGAUAGUCCUUGUAGCCACAAUGUUCUCUGAUAACGUUGCAUAGCAUAGAAUAGCAUAGCAAAUGGGAAGAAUGGGUCAGUCCUCUGGGAUCAUCGUAAUUCUGCUAGGUGCUGGGCUGAUGUUCAUGUUUACCGCCUCAGCUACCACGCCGGGAAACCAUGCCACAGCAGCGGCCACAGAGUUGCCGAACUCCCCAGCACCGGCCAACUCAGGAAAUCAGCUCUCUCUGCAGUGAUUGCCAUCUCGGACGACUUUUGCAACCCCGUGAGGCCAUGCUGUCGCGUUGCUGAUGUUCAGCCCCCUACUGCAGUGACGGCCACCCAAGACGACUGUUGCCACCCCAAAGGGAAGCCAUGCUGUCGCAUUGGCUGAUGUUCGGCCCUCCCAUCCCAGACAACUGUUGCUCCCCUGAUGUGAAGCCAGGCUGUCCCGGUUCCAAAAGUCGAGAGAGUUGGUCCCGGUGAUAAAUAAAGUUGUCUGUCAUUAGGGGUACGUAUAUUUGGGUAUGUAAGGGUGUUGUGAUAAGGGUGUCGUGAUAAGUUUUAAAGAGACCAAGGGGGUGUUUCGUGCGUGAAAUAAUGGGUUGCCAAUAAUAUGAUCAUUAGUAAAUUCUUAGGAGUCAAUUUUCUGCUAAACUAAUUUAGACUCGAAUCAUUUUUUUGUAAUCAGCUUCCCCAGAACAGAAAUCCGUGCACCUCCGAAAGCACCCGAAUGCUCAUGCUUUAGCUAUAACGUCUUUACCAAAAUCGUGAUGCAUGAGCGCUUCCAUAAUUCCCACGAAGCUCAUGUAUUGUAGGCUCAUAACCGAUCAAUAGGUUGGAAGAUAGAUAACUUGCACUGAUUGCGAAUAUACUCAGAACCAUGGUUUCCGGAUUGGCAAGCUCUUGAUGCAACUUUUUGUCCUAUUCACCUCUCUAAAGCCACUUUGCUCUUUGCAACUUUGACAAAUAAAACAUGCAAGCACAAUCUUCUGCAUUCACUUCCAUCAGGUUUCUUAUCUUAAAGCAAAACAUUUCGGAUGAUACCCCUCUAGAAAGCAAACUCUCUCUUUAUAUCUUUCCAGUGAUAUGGCCGAAUCUACGAUUCCCCAGCCCCACAGUCCCAAGAAAUGACCAGACUGUUCACUUGAUCGAACACUCAUAGCCGGGAACGUUAUCAAACAUCGACACACGUGAAUGGAUGAUGAGCUAGAGACUAGCUAGAAUGUGAAAAGGAGAUUAUUUUCAUGUCCCGCACUUUGGCUCUUCAUAUUAUUCCCUUCCACAGUCGCACCACAAAAACUGCUUCAGUCUCACCUUCCUACAGCUCCCUUCCUCUUCGGUGGGCUCAUGAUUCUGGUUCUGGAGGUAGAGAAGCCUCGAGUCACUGAGAUACAGGUCAGGAUCGACUGCCAUGGAUGUGUUCAAAAGAUCAAGAAGGCACUGCAUGGAAUAAACGGAAUAUAUGAUACCUGCUUCGACUUACCCCAACAGAAGCUGACAAUCAUCAGUUGGGCUGAUCCCGGGAAGCUGGUCAAAGCCAUAAAGAAGUCGAGAAAAACUGCCACCAUAUGUCCCGAUCCCAAUCAGCCCGCUCAGCCACCAGAGCCACCGCUCGAGGGUGGCCAGCCACCCCCUGAAGCAGCAAAGCCCUCAGACCAUCCACCACCCAAGGCAUCCUGGCCGGCAGAUCCACCCAAGGACCUACCAACACCUGACAAUCCACAACCACCAAAACCCGAGAUCCCACAAGGAGAGGCGAAUCCUACUAGCGGCACUAAGGAACCAGUAUUGCCCCCCUUCGGGCAGCAACAGGAUGGAGAUGUUUUCAUGAUAAGCUGGCCGAACAAUUACGGCUACAGACAACCUUGGUUUGGACAGCCCGUUGAGCUGACUGCCCCCUUCCAUAUAACCCACAGAUACAACACCUGCAUGCCUUUCCCUUUAUGUUACUGAAUACAUCGAGUCACCUGCAAAGUACCCAAACUACUAUGCCAAUGGAGGAGCAGCAGGGUGUGACCGUCACUACAAGAGUAAGAGCUACAGUAGGGUGAGUAAGAACGUAGCAUCGAUCUUGAGCGACGAGAAUCCACACGCUUGCAGAAUAAUGUAGAAAGAAUAACAGGUCAGUACUCAACGAGAAAGAAUGAAGGGGGCAAAAGGGACUUCUACACUUCCGAAUAAUGAGAUAAAUGUAUUGAUCAAUUGUAUUCUCAAGCUUCUGCAAGCUGUAAAGGAACCAAAGCCAGGGGUAUUCAGCUCUUCGAACAUAAACUAAAAUGGGAUGUGGUUUCAUUACAAUAU